Achroia grisella is the source of this 1450-nucleotide messenger RNA. RefSeq lists its product as uncharacterized. The transcript has 3 exons. Gene Ontology annotation, molecular function: protein binding. NCBI's taxonomy places the organism in Eukaryota, Metazoa, Arthropoda, Insecta, Lepidoptera, Pyralidae. The coding region runs from base 60 to 929 and encodes 289 amino acids. The record is from RefSeq and is a predicted model, not a curated record.
GAAUUCAAAACAUGCUUUAAAUUAUUUUCAAUUAUAGCCAAAAUAACGAGAUAAUAAAAAUGAAUAAAGAAACCAUCGUGAGUUCAAGACCAGACCGCGAAUUGUGGAAAAAAAUAAUCACACCCGGUGACUAUACGAUUGUUCCAUACGAAGAUUCUCGAUGUAAAAUAAAUAUUACCGGUGUUAAAUGUACAAAUGAUAAUGGAAGUUGUGAAAUUGAGACUGAAAGUCGUAUUUUCAGCGCAUCGUUUGACGGUAAUGUGUUAAUUGGAGACUGUGAUUCUUUUAUUGAUAAGGAUUUAGAGUUAGUAUUACAACAAAUGUGUUGUGGAGAAGUGGCUGGUAUCCGAAUGGUGUACAAGGACCAUGCAGGGGUGCUGGUGAAGGAGAUAUCGUGUACCAUCGAAUUGCUGGAAGUUACUGAAGAGCAGCUCAUCAGUGACUGGAGUUCGGAGAGGUUGUUCGAAGCAGCUACACAUCAUAAGGAGUGUGGCGUACAACUGGUGAGAGAGAAAAGAAUAACUGAUGCCUUCCGGAGAUUCAACAAGUCCCUGAAGAUGGUUGUUGCUAUCGAGCCUAUUGACCCUAAGAUCUUUGGUGAUGAAAGAGUUAAAGAAAUAAUAGAUUUAAAGGUAAAAUUAUACAACAAUCUCGCUCACUGCCAGCUUCAAUACAACGAGUAUGACGCCGCUCUAGAACUGUGCAAUCGGGCGCUCAAACAUGAUCCGGACAACUUGAAGGCACUCUACCGACGCUGUGUAGCCUACAGCGGCCUAAACAUGUACGAAGAGGCGUGGACAGAUAUACAGCGUGUACUGCAAAUAGACCCCAACGACAAAGCUGCCCAGCAAAAGGCAAUUUCAAUCAGGCCGAAAGUAGAGCAUAUUAAUAAGGAAUACACUAAUUUAAUAAAAAAAAUGUUUACUUAAUAUAAGAGUAUUUAUAUUGUAAAAUGAUAUAAGGGUAGUGGUUGGACCAAUAUGGAGAAGGAAAGCGUUGGUAAGAGGAAUAUGGAGUCUAUGGGAGGCGGCCUAUGUCUAAGGACAAUCUGAUGACCCUAGGCAGUGAAGUAACAAUAAAAAUAACCAACAUUAAAUUUACUUAUAUAUGGCCUUUAUAACUAUUUUAAACGACUUCGUCCGCGUGGAUUUUAACUUUAUUUUUCUAAAAUAAAAGUAGCAGCAUUACAUCAGCUACCUGCCAAUAAGAGUCCCGUCAAAAUCGGUAUAGCCAUUUCAGAGAUUAACCGGAAGAAACAGACAGACAGACAGAAGGACAAAAAUGAUAAAAAAUGUUAUUUGGUGUACGUACCGUAUUUAUAUUCAUAAGCAUGUAGUAAAAAACGGUUAUUUCAGUAUUACAAACAGAGACUCCAAUUUUAUUUAUAUGUAUAGAUAAUGGAAUGGUGCACCCGCCUGCGCUAACGGUUUACGCUGGCGGGACACCUGUG